AUGGUUAUCCUAAGAUCUUCGGUCUUUAUCCUCCUUUUGUCCCUCGUGACAAUUUCACUUGGAAACCCCGUACCCUGUACUCAUACUACUACCCAUCCCGCCACUACUCAUAAAAGUACUCCAACACCCACUUGUACUGAAAAAAAAUUACCUCCACCACCACCACCUAAGAAAAUUGCUAAUCCAAAAUCUACACUUGCAACCAUUCUUGAAAAUGCCGUAUAUUUCACAAACGUCUCAGAUUCCUUACCAACAGAUUCUUUCCCUGGUCUUAUGGCUCAAAUUACUGGUGGUAAACCUGCAACCACUGGUGUUUGGUAUGAUAAUUCUUGGGAUGGAACUUACUUUAAACCUGGAUCAAAUUGCACUGGUGACCCUGGUUUAAAUGUUCUCUGGGAUGAAUCUCUUGAUUUAGACCAGAAUAAACUUAACACGACCAUUAAUCAAACUGCUCUCCCAGAACGACUUGAUAAAGAUGGUUGCUGUGUAAAAGUUCAACCAUGGGAUUUCCUUCGUGUUAAUACUAUUUUUGAGGUUGCUAAGAAUCAUAGUCUUACAACUGCUUGGGUUGAUAAAUUACCUGCAUAUUCAAUCGUUAAUGGUCCAUCUGGAAAGGGUGUUGAUGAUUUCUGGGGACCAGAAAUUGCUAGUAUCAAUAAAACCGACGUUACACAAGUUGAACAAUAUGAUAAUAAUCAUACUGUAGCCAUAUUAAAUUGGAUAAAUGGUAGAAGAGCUAAUGGUACAAGUUUCAAGGUUCCCAAUAUUUUCGGUGGUAAUUUCCAGACUGUUAGCGUUGCCCAAAAAUCACCUGAUGGUGGUUAUAAGGAUGGUGAUGCUACUCCAUCUGACGUCCUUAAAGGUGCUUUUAAAUAUGUUGAUGGAAUUCUUAAAAAAUUCCUCGACGAAUUAACAAAAAAAAAUUUGUUAGAUGACACAAUCAUCAUAAUUUCAGCAAAACAUGGUCAAUCUCCUAUUAAUAGAACAUUACUUCAUAGAAUUGAUGAUUCAAAUUUAACUUCCCAAGUCGGUGCUGACAAAAUUAAUCAGUUAACUGAUGAUGAUGUUGCACUAUUUUGGUUGAAAGAUCAUAACGAUUCAUCAGCUGCAGCAGAUAGCCUUAGGAAUAACGCUUCAGAUCUCGGUAUUGCAACAGUAUACGAAGGAGAUAGCCUCAAGGAAGAAUUUGGCUGUUGUCCAACUGAAGAUACUCGAUGUCCCGAUAUUGCUAUUAAAGUCACCCCUGGUGUUAUUUACUCCCUUUCAACAAAAAAGAUUGCUGAACAUGGUGGCUUCAACGAAGAUGAUUAUCACGUUCCAAUUAUAGUUUAUAACCCCAAGAUUAAAAGAAAAGAGGUUUGUGAUAAGUUCGAAACUCGCUCAAUUGCACCUUUUAUUCUUUCCGUUCUUGGAAUAGAUGAAAAAGAGUUGGAAGCUGUCGUUAAAGAUAAUACACCCACUCUUCCUGUUUUUGAUAAAUAA
Molecule: messenger RNA, 1482 nt
Organism: Dentiscutata heterogama
Lineage: Eukaryota; Fungi; Glomeromycota; Glomeromycetes; Diversisporales; Gigasporaceae
Source: the annotation of a GenBank genome assembly